AUGCUUAAGAAAUCAAAUCCUUUUCUUUGCGGGCGAUUCUCACUGCUGAACCCCGCCAGCUCCGUCUCGCCACUAUCAUCAUCGCACUGCGUCCAUGGGUCCCGAUGGUAUGCCACCGCGCAGGGCGAUCUCUCCUGGCCGGCCACCACGUCGUUUACUCCCUAUGAUCUCUUUAAACAGGACCGGCUGGCCCCCUACAAGAAGUCCCAUUUCUACGAACUCGUCAAGGUGUACCACCCCGAUCGACCGUGCAACGACCACCCGCUAUGCCGGAACAUUCCUCCCGAAGUGAGACUCCAGCGAUACCACAUCAUCGUUGCGGCCCAUGAGAUCCUAUCUGAUCCCUCCAAACGGGCGGCAUAUGACCUGUCCGGCUCGGGGUGGAAUCUGCACCCGCCCGACAGCGCUCCAACUCCGCCCUGGGCGCGGCCGGCGUGGCGCGGCGAUGGUCCGAUCUACGGCAAUGCGACAUGGGAGGACUGGGAGACGUAUCAUAAUCGACACCAGCCCAAGCAGGAGAACAUGGUCGACCAUCGGACCUUUGCGACGUUUGUCAUCCUCCUCGUCCUGUUUUCUGGCUCCGUGCAGGCCUCGUGGAUCAGCAAUCGCAGCGCCGGGUACGACGACCGACUGCGGCAGGUCAGUGAGGAGUCCGGUCGGCUGUUGAACGGGCGCCGGGAGAGUACGGCGAAGCAGCCGGGCUCCAGCGAGGCCAAGUUGCAGGAUUUCCUCAUCCGGAGAGACCCGACAGGGUCGGGAUUGAAGGGGGACGAGCAGGAGGUAUACCAGGAUGUUCUCCAUCCUCCAAAG
Molecule: messenger RNA, 810 nt
Organism: Aspergillus campestris IBT 28561
Lineage: Eukaryota; Fungi; Ascomycota; Eurotiomycetes; Eurotiales; Aspergillaceae
Product: J domain-containing protein
Exons: 1
Source: RefSeq, a predicted model, not a curated record